ACAAUUUCUAUUUUCAAAAUGAUAGUGGAAUAUAUAACCACAAUGAGUGGAUUUCUCCUUGUGGGAUUCUCUGACAACCGUGAACUGCAGAUCUUGCAUGCUUUGCUCUUAUUGGUGACAUACCUAUUGGGCUCAGCAGGGAACUUCAUCAUUAUCACCAUCACAACACUGGACCCACAGCUCCAGUCUCCAAUGUAUUACUUUCUGAAGCACCUUUCCAUUCUGGACCUCUCAUCCCUCUCUGUCACAGUUCCCCUGAAUGUUGACAGUUCACUGUCAGAAAAUGGAUACAUUUCAUAUGGACAGUGCAUGCUGCAAAUUGUUUUCUUCACAGGUUUUGCUUGGGGUGAGCUGACCAUUCUCACAGUGAUGUCAUAUGAUCGUUAUGUAGCUGUUUGCCUUCCACUCCACUAUGAGGUCAUCAUGAGUCCCAGAGAGUGCACUUGGGCUGUGGCAGCUGUGUGGCUAAGUGGAGGUGUCUCAGGAACCAUAUACAUAGCAAGUACAUUCUCUAUCAGAUUCUGUGGGGACAGAAUAAUCCACCAAUUCUUGUGUAAUAUUCCCCAGGUGCUCAAGCAGUCCUGCUCUAAUGAUCACCUUGUAGUAAUAGGAACGAUAAGCUUCAUGACUGCAGUGGCCUUUGCCUGCUUCAUUGGGAUUGUCAUCUCCUAUGUCCACAUAUUCUCCACAGUUCUCAGGAUGCCCUCUGCUGAAAGCAGGUCUAAGGUCUUCUCUACUUGCCUGCCACGCCUUUUUGUUGUCUCAUUGUUUCUUUCUACAGGUUCAUGCGCAUAUCUAAACCCAACCUCAGACUCUCCAACUGCUUUAGAGUUCUUAGUUUCUGUCUUUUACACAGUACUACCUCCAACACUCAACCCUGUUAUUUAUAGUUUGAGAAAUGAUGCCAUAAAGAGUGUUAUAAGGAAGUUACUGUUGAGUACAAAAUUCACUGGUUAGAAUCAUUUUGCCCUGUUAUUUACUG
Molecule: messenger RNA, 982 nt
Organism: Mus pahari (shrew mouse)
Lineage: Eukaryota; Metazoa; Chordata; Mammalia; Rodentia; Muridae
Product: olfactory receptor 14J1-like
Exons: 1
Coding region: 19-957 (312 amino acids)
Biological process (GO): G protein-coupled receptor signaling pathway
Cellular component (GO): membrane
Molecular function (GO): odorant binding; olfactory receptor activity; G protein-coupled receptor activity
Source: RefSeq, a predicted model, not a curated record